CUUCUUGAGUUUUUUAUAUAUUCGUUUUCCAUGCGCGUUCUGGUAGGAAGGCUGGCAUUAAUGCAAAGUCUGCACUGUCAAAGAGUUAGGAAACCAUAAAUUUCUAUCGAAUUCCUAAUUUUCUCCCCAAAAAAUCCAAUCUUGCCAUAGUUUCUGUGUCUGUUUUCUUGUGGGAUAACCAUCAUCAAUGGAACAAGAACCACAUCAAUGGGUAGUGCAUCCUCAUGAAGAAGAAGAAGAAGAAGGAAUGAUGGAAGAUGGUGCUUUGAUAAGAAAGAAAAUUGUUACAGAAGAAGUAACAUCCUUCUCCUCCACCACUUCCUCCUCCUCUUCUAGUAGCAAUGACAGUGAGCAUGAUAGUGGAACUUGUUCAGUGGUCACAGCCCCAGAUGGAUCUCCUGUUCAGAAAGAUGAAGAAGUUUCAGAGAUAGGAAAUGGUGGUGAAAAUUUCAACCAUGUUAAUGGUGAUAAAUCAGAUUAUGAAGCUGUUGGGCUUGCACAAGUAGCAGAGUUUGCAGGAGAACCAACAAAUGUAGAGGCCAUAAGUGGUUUUAAUAUGUCACAGAAUAUGAACAGUGUUUAUUUUGAUAAGCAACAAGGAAUGUGGAAAUGUCACCACUGCACAUGGACCAAGAGAUUUGACAGUCCUUGGACUGUGCCAAAUUGGAAUCUUAAGGGUUAUCCUGACUUGAUGAUGAGUGUCAAACCUAUGAUUCAACAUGCACCAUGUUUUGUUUAUGAAAUUAAAGAUGACGAAGUUAAUGGACUUAAUGGAGUUCUAAAUGGUGUUGCUAAUGGGUCUGUCCAUCCAACAAAUCUGGGGGAGAGAGAAGUUAAUGUACAAGCAGAUCUGUCAGCUAUUCAAAACAGUCUAUGCAGCGAAAACACAAGUCAGUGUAUUAAAACUGUGGACAACAAGCUCCCUUCCAUUCCAGAACUAUCCCAUAAGCACAAUUCAUCUGAUAUACAAGCUACACCUGUUGCAGAUUUUCAUGAAGAAACUAGUGCAAAGGAAGCUCCUAAUUUGAUAAAAGAAGAGAUUGAUCAGCCACUUGAAGAAUUUGAUGUUGAGGCAGUGUUGGAAAAACAAGAGACUCAUGAUUUGUUCUGUCCUAAUUGUCAUUCUUGCAUUACUAAAAGGGUAAUCCUCAAAAAAAGAAAAAGGAAUCCUGGAAAAACAGAUAUUGAAGCCAAGCGUGAUAAGUUGGAGAAAAUUCAUAAUUUAGAGCAUGAUAAGUUGGAGACUAUAGGCAGCUCAGGGCUGUUAGAUAGUCCUGAACAUCCCAAUGCCAACCCAGGUGAUAAUGCAAAUGUAAGAUCUGAGCCUGAUAUUGUUAGUCAAGAGCCACCUGCUGAAGAUAAUCAGCCUCGUGAAGAACCAGAAGUAUUCAGAUGUUUAUCAUGCUUCAGCUUCUUUAUUCCUAGUGGAAAAUGUUUUGAUGCAAUCCGUAUUUUUGGUGGUGCCAGCAAGAAGGAAGGUGCACAAAAUCCUCCCAGUGUACCUGCAAGUAAUUUGCAGUUUCCUUCAAAUCCACAAGGCUCCAGUGCAAAUUGGUUUAAAUCUCUGAUUAAUAAGGGGAAAAAAGCUAGUGAUGCACCCCUUGAAUAUUCUGGAACUGGUUCUGCUCAGCAGCAUAACUCAACAUCAAUCACUUCAGAUGAGCUCACCUCACGUGGAAUUGGUCAUUCUGAAGAUCCACCUGCUGAUACAUCUGUAGUUACGGAUGUAAAACCUACACCAGAUAUCAAUCAUGCACAUGGAGGCAUGGAUUCUUUGAUUUCAUCAACAAAUGAUUUGUCAUCUAUACAGUCCGGUACAAAAAGUGCCGGUGAUUUGGUGAAUGGAAUGCAGAAAGUUGUGCGUGAUACAUCAGAUUUUUCGUACGUGAAACCAUUGCUGGAUGGAAACUUGAGCAGUGAGGGAGAGAAAAAGGGAUAUGAUAGUCUUCCAUUAGCAGCUUCUACUCCAAAAGAAGCCGUUCUGAAACCUUAUGAAGGGAAAACUGAAAUUCUUACUUCUACAACUGUAGGGUUUCAAUUUCUUGAGGGUACACCGAAAGAUGUAGACAAGACACCUGAAAUUAUUGGGAAUGGUUAUUCAUCUGUGGUACAUGGAGCACAAUCACCAAUUCAAUCAUCUGGCAGUGCAAUACAUGCAAAUGAUGUAGCUAGUAAUAAGCAAAAUUUUAAAACAGAUGCCAUCUUUCCAUCAAAACUAGAUUUUACUCCAAUUGACAAGGAAAUAUAUCCUCCUACCAGAAAGGAAAAUGAAGGUGGAGACGUGAUAGUUGAUAUUGGGAAAGGAACAUUUGUAUCCGCAGCACCUCAUACAGCAGAUGAUAUUCCAGCUGAAAGUACUACUAUAACUGAAACUCAGAUAGAAACUGUACAACCCAGAGAUGAAGUUGGCGAACCUCAAGGAUGGGAAAUACUUAAAAGCAUUGUGUAUGGUGGUUUAGUUGAGUCAAUCACAAGCCUAGGAAUUGUGUCAUCUGCAGUUAGUUCGGGUGUUACCCCAUUGAAUAUUAUAGCAUUGGGAUUUGCAAAUAUCAUUGGUGGACUUGUCAUCCUUGGUCACAAUCUUGUUGACUUGAAAAAUGAUCACUCUGGAGAGGAUCAAACACAAACGGUUGUGCAAGAUCGGUAUCGAGAAUUUCUAGGACGCCGUGAGAACUUCUUGCUUCAUGCUGUUGUAGCUGUUUUAUCAUUCCUGAUUUUUGGUGCUGUCCCCCUUGUUGUCUAUGGCCUCUUGAUCAAUAAGAGUUACGACACUGAACUUAAGCUUGCUGUGGUAGCAGCUACUUCUGUUGUGUGCAUCAUUCUACUUGCUAUUGGGAAAGUUUACACCAGCAGACCACCCAAAGCCUAUAUGAAAACUGUGUUGUACUAUGUUGCAAUGGCACUUUCAACCUCAGGAGUAACAUAUAUAGCAGGCAACCUCAUCAAGGAUCUCCUAGAGAAAUAUAACCACCCAGAAUCAGGUUUCGCUAUAACCAUGAUGCCCAUAUCAGGCACAAACACGGGAUCAACAUGGAUGUCUCAAUGAACUGGUAGGAAGUAGGACUUUUUGUUAGAAGGAGUUUCUGUUUCUUCUUUUACCUUAUCUUCAAAGGUAGUCACUAGAGGAACUUGAUUAGAAUAAAUGUUUGUAGCAAGACGUGAAGGUUCAACCAACCUUUUAUUUUGUUUUGUUUUUCCUUUCCACGACACUCGGCGAUUUUGUUACCAAUAGAAUGACAACUUGGAAAAUAAAUUCAACAAAAUCUUUGUAUUCCAUCUAUUAUGAGCGUUGAAA
Vigna unguiculata (cowpea) is the source of this 3295-nucleotide messenger RNA. Its product is annotated as membrane protein of ER body-like protein. The record is from RefSeq and is a predicted model, not a curated record. Lineage: Eukaryota; Viridiplantae; Streptophyta; Magnoliopsida; Fabales; Fabaceae.